AUUAAAGUACAAUACGAAUCCAGACACAGAGGAAGGAAUAACAGUGGAAGAAGAGGCGAGAGAAGGUCUGAUACAUUAUCUAAAUUCUCAUCCUCGCUUCAAUGCAAACCGCAAUUGCAGCAAUGGCGGCGCAGACCAUCCUCUUGGCUUCCCAAACUCUUCUCUUCCCUCCCUCCUCAACCCCUAUCCACAGCCCAACUCUGCACUCUUCCUUCCACGGCCUCCCCCUCAAACCCAUCAGCCAAUCCAUCUCCCUCACCCUCCCCGCCGCCCCGAAGCCCCUCGCCGUCGUCGCUGCCACCAAGAAGGCCGUUGCCGUCCUCAAGGGCACCUCCAAUGUUGAAGGCGUCGUCACACUCGCCCAAGAAGACGGCGGUCCGACGACGGUGAAUGUGAGGGUCACUGGACUCACUCCCGGACCCCAUGGGUUUCAUGUACACGAGUACGGAGACACAACAAAUGGGUGUAUGUCUACAGGAGCACACUUUAAUCCCAAUAAGAUGACGCAUGGUGCUCCUGAGGACGAAGUCCGCCAUGCGGGUGACCUGGGAAACAUAAUUGCUAAUGCCGAUGGAGUGGCAGAGGCGACAAUUGUGGAUAGCCAGAUACCACUCAGUGGGCCUAAUAUGGUCAUUGGCCGGGCCCUUGUGGUUCAUGAGCUUGAGGAUGACCUUGGGAAGGGUGGUCAUGAACUUAGCCUUACCACGGGAAAUGCCGGUGGACGUUUGGCAUGUGGUGUUGUUGGUUUGACUCCAGUGUAAUGACAGAUCCUAGUAUCCAGUAUCCAGUCAAACUUCUGGUCUCUACUAUUUGUGUCCCUUGCAUGUUUUGUGUGUAGGUCAAUACUAUCGAAGGCUGAGGCUGUACUCCAGGAUCACAUGACAACAAUUCUUAGUGGUAAUGAGGACUGAGAUUGAUCUUGGUUGAUGGAUUCCCCAUUUCAAUAAAUAUGAGGUUGGUUUAUAUGUAUUAUGGUAUUUUGAGUAUUCUGAAUCUUGUUUUGAAUGCAUUCUAGUUGGAAUGUUGGUGGUAAUCAUCUGCUUUGACAUGAUAUUUUACCUGUACCUGGAUUAUUCUAGUUAAAUCUACUUGGUUCAGCACCAAA
Molecule: messenger RNA, 1105 nt
Organism: Diospyros lotus (date-plum)
Lineage: Eukaryota; Viridiplantae; Streptophyta; Magnoliopsida; Ericales; Ebenaceae
Product: superoxide dismutase [Cu-Zn], chloroplastic
Exons: 8
Coding region: 102-761 (219 amino acids)
Biological process (GO): removal of superoxide radicals
Molecular function (GO): superoxide dismutase activity; copper ion binding
Source: RefSeq, a predicted model, not a curated record